AUGGGUGUCUGCUCUUCCUGUCUUGGGGGUGGUCGUCGAGACAACACCGACCCUGAAUCUUCCCGGCUUCUCGAAGACGACAUUUACCAGCCAGGCUAUGGCUACGGCGCACUCCACAACGGCCAACAAGCCAACCAGCCCGAUCCCGGCUACGUCAGGCGAGAGCGCGAGGCCCUUGAAGCCAUCUGCCAGCGGACUUCAGACUCCGUAAUCGACAUCUGGUCCCUCCAACCACAACCGCAUCUGCAACCACAAGCAACCCUCCACAACUCCGUCUCCUCGUCCUCAUCGAAAGCCCGCGAUCCCUCUGUCAUAGUCACGACAGUCGAUCCCGACGCACCGGGCGCCGCAUCGCCGAAACGCGGCGCUAUCCCGAAACACUGGGGUGAGGUGGUGAUCAACCCGCGCAAGGGCAAAGGGUCGCGACCUGGGUCUAGCGCCAAUGAAGCCGGUGAUAAGGAUGUCUUCGGUGUCUUGAAGGUCCCUUGA
Messenger RNA from Aspergillus mulundensis, 489 nucleotides. Its product is annotated as LAMTOR1/MEH1 family protein. Lineage: Eukaryota; Fungi; Ascomycota; Eurotiomycetes; Eurotiales; Aspergillaceae. Gene Ontology annotation, biological process: endosomal transport; positive regulation of TOR signaling; cholesterol homeostasis. The record is from RefSeq and is a predicted model, not a curated record. The transcript is spliced from 3 exons. Gene Ontology annotation, cellular component: membrane raft; Ragulator complex; late endosome membrane. Bases 1 to 489 code for a protein of 162 amino acids.